Molecule: messenger RNA, 912 nt
Organism: Tilletiopsis washingtonensis
Lineage: Eukaryota; Fungi; Basidiomycota; Exobasidiomycetes; Entylomatales
Exons: 5
Coding region: 1-912 (303 amino acids)
Source: RefSeq, a predicted model, not a curated record
AUGGCUCCGCGUCCCGACCUUGGAGCGCCGCUUGCCGAAUGGGCGGCCGCAGAGAUUCGCGAGAGCCUCGAGGACGUGCUGCACUGCCGCCGCCAGCUCCAGGAGUCCGUCAGCGGCAACGCUGAGCAGGACGUCUCGGCAUCCCCCAUCAAGGCGGGGAUCAAGCGCGAGGGUGACUCCUCCACCGCCUCUGAGCACAUUGCCAAGGCCGCGCGCACCCCCGACGGCCGCAGCGUGACGUCGCCGUCGCCGUCGUCGGCGCACACGGACAGUUUCACCGAGGCUGCCGUCACCUCAAGCGUGUCUGACAUCCUCAGUAACCUCAAGGAGGAGAUGGUGACGCUCAAGGAGAAGCAGGACGGGGAGCUCGCCGCUCUUCAGGAGCGUGUGACGGCACUUGAGCAGAAGCAGGAGAUUCAGAAUGCCUCGAACGAGUUCCUGCAGACUCGUCGCGCGCUCAACGAUGCGUACAAUGCAUACUUGUUGCUCGGCGGGUACAUCUACGACGACCAGGCGCAAGAGGCUCAAGAAGCUCCAGCGGCACUCAUUGAGCGCAUCGACGCUGCCAAUGAUCGCAUCUGCGCCGCACAGAGGGACUUGCAAGGUGCCGAUGCUGGUAACGCCGUCAAGCAGAGUGCUUCGCCCCCACCCUCCUCCAGACAAGGCAUCAAGCGUCAGGGUGAUCCUGCCACUGCCACGGCCUCCGCCUCCUCUGUCAAGAUUGCCCGCACCGCAGAUGGCACCGACGCCGCUUCGUCAUUGUCGCGCACAGACCAGCCUGUUCCGGUUGCGUCUGGUACCAUCAAUGAAUCGGAGACGGUGGCGAGGAAGCUCGCUGCGCUCUACAAGCAGUACUACGAUGCGAAGGCCGCUCUCAAUGAGCGUAUCACGGCGCUCGAGGAGUCAGAGUAA